Molecule: messenger RNA, 543 nt
Organism: Cuscuta epithymum
Lineage: Eukaryota; Viridiplantae; Streptophyta; Magnoliopsida; Solanales; Convolvulaceae
Source: the annotation of a GenBank genome assembly
UAAUUUCCCGCCAGACAUUCUUCACCGGAGCUUGUUAGAAGCCGAACAGAGGGUCCUAUAUCUUCGUCAGCAAAAUACUCCGCCUGCUUACCAAGCUUUCGGUGUCCAAGAUCGAGACAGAGCCCCACAUGGAGGCCGCGGUGGCCGCGGCAGGGGUGGCCGUGGAAGAAACGGCCGCGGCAGAGGCCGUGGUUACCACCAGUACGGCCAGCAACCGGGCCACGGGCAGCAGCAGUCAGCUCCGCAGCAGGGCCAGCAACCGGGACAGCACCAUCAGCAGGGGUUCGGCCAGCAACAACUGAGACCUCCGAAUGCAGGCUCUUCAUCAACUGAGGGAAUUCUUGGGGCAAUUCCCCCACCCGUUGUGUGUCAAAUCUGUUUUUCUGCAGGCCAUUCUGCAAUCAACUGUCCCUCUCGUUUUUCUCCAUCUACUGCACCUGUUCUUCUCACCGGUCAAGCUAAUGAAGCUCUGUGGUAUCCAGACACUGGUGCUUCUGCUCAUAUGACUUCCUCUGAAGGACAAAAUUUCGGGGGCGGUUCUUC